AUGGGUAAAUGGGCAGUUGUCACAGGAUGUUCCCAUGGAAUUGGAAGAGCAUACGCGGAAACAUUGGCGAAGAUAGGAUUGAAUGUGAUUCUAGUUAGUCCUGAUACGGAAAAUUUAAAAACCAUUGCAAGUAAUAUCGAAGCAAUGUACAAUGUGAAAACAAAAGUAAUUAAAUUAGAUUUAUCGGAAGGCUUGGAAACAUAUAAUGUUAUCGAAAAAGAAAUGUUCGGCCUAGAAAUUGGCAUAUUAAUCAACAAUCUUGGCAUGUCAUAUCCGCAUCCAGAAUAUUUCUUGGAUCUUCCUCAUAAAGAAAAGAUCUAUAUGAGUAUUGUUCAUUGUAAUGUAGUAGUUGUGACAAAUAUGUGUCGUAUUUUAUUACCACAAAUGGUGGUUAGAGGAAAAGGAGUUAUAGUCAACGUAGCCUCCAUGGUAGCAGUAUUACCGAGCCCUCUGUUGACAGUCUUCGCAGCCACAAAAGCGUAUAUCGUGAAAUUUAGUAGAGAUUUGCAGAUAGAAUAUGGAAAACAUGGUAUAAUCGUGCAGUGUUUGUUACCAGGCACAGUCACUAAUCAUACCACAGAGUCACCACGAUCAGGAUGGAUGGUUCCAACACCGGAAAAAUACGUUCAGAGCGCGAUUAAAACUAUAGGCAAAGAAAAUGUAACGACUGGAUUUCUGCAACAUUCCAUUUUGAUUGGAAUAAUAAAAUUUAUUUAUCGAAUAUCACCGAGUUCUAUCAUCGUCUGGAUGAUUAAUAUCAUGGAAGGAAAUCGAAAUAAUGCGCUACGACGAUAUGUCGGAUGA
Molecule: messenger RNA, 804 nt
Organism: Apis laboriosa (Himalayan honeybee)
Lineage: Eukaryota; Metazoa; Arthropoda; Insecta; Hymenoptera; Apidae
Product: very-long-chain 3-oxoacyl-CoA reductase-like
Exons: 1
Coding region: 1-804 (267 amino acids)
Cellular component (GO): endoplasmic reticulum
Molecular function (GO): oxidoreductase activity
Source: RefSeq, a predicted model, not a curated record